Messenger RNA from Patella vulgata (common limpet), 586 nucleotides. RefSeq lists its product as uncharacterized. Gene Ontology annotation, molecular function: DNA binding. The coding region runs from base 119 to 586 and encodes 155 amino acids. NCBI's taxonomy places the organism in Eukaryota, Metazoa, Mollusca, Gastropoda, Patellidae. The transcript is spliced from 3 exons. Gene Ontology annotation, cellular component: nucleus. The record is from RefSeq and is a predicted model, not a curated record.
UUUAUAAUCUCUUGUAAGAGUGCGCUUGGUAUUUGAUUUUAGUUACUCAUGUCAAAUACCGCGACAUUAUAUAAAAAUUGCCGCGAUUGAAGAAUCAUUAUACACUAUUGUAUUCAAAAUGUCUGAAUGUCCUGCAAAGCGUGCCCGAACAGAUUUGACAUUAGAUGUCAAGCGGCAACUUAUAGCAGAUUUCGAGAAAGUUCCACGACCUGCGCAGAAGGAUUUAGCCGUUAAGUAUUCAAUUGGCCGAGCUACAGUGUCAGACAUAUUAAAGCGUAAAGAUGAAUUUAAACAGAAGUUUGCCGAUAAUUUAAACUGCAGUAAGAAACGAUUUUAUACCAACUCAAAAUUUGAAGACGUCAACAGAAUGACACGUGAGUGGUUUGUACGCGCCAGAAGUAAAAACAUUCCAAUAUCAGGUCAAAUAAUUAAGAGUAAAGCCAACGUAAAUAUUAAAUUUUUGCCACCAAAUACUACAUCAAUAUUACAACCACUAGAUCAGGGUAUAAUCAGAGCAUUUAAAGCACGAUACAGACAUCAUAUGAUGACACAUUUGAUUACGCGAAUAGAUGAAUGUAAUCAAUAA